Molecule: messenger RNA, 1455 nt
Organism: Melitaea cinxia (Glanville fritillary)
Lineage: Eukaryota; Metazoa; Arthropoda; Insecta; Lepidoptera; Nymphalidae
Product: phospholipase A1-like
Exons: 9
Coding region: 1-1455 (484 amino acids)
Molecular function (GO): lipase activity
Source: RefSeq, a predicted model, not a curated record
AUGGCAAACAUAUGUCUUCUAAACUGGGAAAGAGAGGCUUCUCCUGGUAUCCUAGGACCUAUAUCGUAUCCUGUCACAGCUAUACCAAAUACGAUCAGGAUUGGCAACGAGUUUGGUGAAUCUUUGAUUAAACUACACAAUGCUGGUCUAAAUCUUAGCAAUGUUCAUGUAAUAGGAUUUUCGCUUGGUGCUCAACUAGUUGGUUACUCCGGUAGAAAAGUACAAGAAUAUAAUACUAAUAUAGGCAGAAUCACCGGUCUGGAGCCAUCAAAACCCUUUUUUGACGGCGUAAUAUCACUCCGUUCACUCAGUGCAUCCGAUGCCAGCUUCGUAGAUAUAAUUCACACCAAUCCCAAUGGGUUAGGAAGCGGUGAAGCUACAGGCUCUGUUGAUAUCUGGCCAAACUGUGGAAAUAGCAUACAACCAGGCUGUGAUGAGAUGGCUUUGGGAAUUUCAAACGCAAGUUCUUUAUUAGACACUUCACAUACUGCUUGGUUGAGAUGUUACAAUGGUUCUCUAAACGACUUCGCUGUGACGUCACUUAGUGAUCCAACAAAGCUGUUAAAUGAUCCAUGCUUUGAUCCAAAUCGACGUACCGUCAUAUAUACAUUUGGAUACAGAGGCAAGACGAAUGGUCCGGCUACAACUGCCGUCCUCAAUUCAUAUUUGGGCACAAAGAAAAGAAAUGUUAUUCUUCUCGAUUGGCAAGAAGAAGCACAGAGUGGAGCUUUGGGUAUACCCCUUGGAUAUGUAUUGUUCGCGGUACCUAACGCGAAACGAAUUGGUCACGAGUUGGGUGAUGCGAUACUAUCUCUUUCCCAAGCCGGUUUAAACAUGACUGAAAUACAUCUCAUGGGACAUUCGCUAGGAGCUCAUAUCAUGGGCUAUGCUGGUAGGCGGACUAGGAAACAAGGAAAAGUAAUAUCCAGGAUCACAGGACUUGAUCCAGCACGAGCGCUGUUUGAAGGCAUGUUAGCCCUCCAUUCUGGAUUAGACCGAACUUGCGCUAAGUUUGUCGACAUUAUUCACACGAACCCUGGGUCUUAUGGGACGAGUCAAUCGUCUGGUACUGUGGAUCUUUGGCCAAAUUACUCACCAAACGACGGCAUGCAACCAGGUUGCCCCACCGGAGAAUUUGAAAUGUUCACACCUGAAGACCUCUGUAGCCACGAUCGCGCGUGGCGGUACCUAGUCGAGUCUAUUCAGCAUGGAACUGCAUUCCCGGCUGUAGCAGCUAACGAUUAUAGCACUUGGAUGGCUAUAGAAACUCUACCAAAUGUUACAAAUUACAUGGGAGACUUGACAAACACAAGAGCCCGUGGAAACUAUUAUCUGACAACGAACAAACAAGCGCCUUUCAGUAAAGGCGCCCAAGGCAUGAUGCCGAAACAGUCAAGGAAGCGACGCUACACUACCGCCUCGCCUCUCACUGUUAUUUUUAAGUUUUUUAGGUGA